Molecule: messenger RNA, 1451 nt
Organism: Podospora pseudocomata
Lineage: Eukaryota; Fungi; Ascomycota; Sordariomycetes; Sordariales; Podosporaceae
Exons: 3
Coding region: 755-988 (77 amino acids)
Source: RefSeq, a predicted model, not a curated record
CAAUCACACACCAUACUCGAACUAUUUUGAACUUGCAGCAAGGCUUUGGGCAAUGGUGGGUAUAAUAUGCAGGAAAUAGAUGGCUUAGUGAUCAACCGGCAUAAUAUGGAUGUGCUUCUUCUCUUCUUUAUCUACAGAGAUGCGCCCUGUCUAGCAACCAUCCGAUGGCCCUGCCUCCAACAUCUUUGGCCAUUAUAUACAGACGAGCUACCCCCUAUUCUCUCCACCUUGGCCAUCAAUAUACUCCAUGUGUAUCCCAAAAAAGGGACCAACCUCCCGGAAAACGAAGAUAUGUCGAAGAAAGGGAAUGAUUUUUGAAGUCAACAGCCCUCGAAACCAACAACUCUCUACAUAAUGGUGAUCCCCGGCACCGAGAUCGACGUGAAGCAAAAACGAGAUCUGCACCGAUGGCAUCCACGACCUUGCCGAAUACCAACAUCUUCAAGUAUAGUGAUGAUGCUAGAAGAAUAUGACACAACGGCAUAUAGACGAUUUUGAAGUCCCGGAAAACUUGCAUGAUGCUGAACGAAUGGGAUCACCUUGAAUUCUUGUACUCUUGGUCACUUGGUGUCGGUUUGGGCUUCUGGGUGGAAGGUGUCGGCACAACUUGACGUGCAUACUGUUUGGCCUUGCCCUUGGCUGCAAGAAGUUGUUCGGACUUCUGGUCGACCGAGCCAAAAUAGGAACGUCUGCCGUAGACGCCGGCGGGUUACUUUGGAAGAUCUUUGGCCAAACGAGCAGUCUUCACGAGAACAUGUCUUCUACUCUGGAAUACUUCCGCGCUCGACAUAUUGCGAGAGGAGAACGGGGAAAGGUCUUUGGGAGUUUUGUCCUCAUGGUGUCGGGUUCGCGAAGCGGUGCUGCUCGUUUUGCUGUCUCUUUGCUUUUGAGGAGACGCUGGCGGGGAAGGGAGUGGGUUGGUGAUGGUCAUGUUGACGGGGGCAAUAUGGUCGAGCGCUAUGGGGUAACGACAGGUGGAAGGAUUUGAGAAAAGUAAGUAACAAACGAGCCAUCAUGGAGGAAGAAGACAGAAAAACCUUCAAGUCAGGCAUGUUGGACAUCAUUCAGUGGCUAGCACGUCGCCGAGGGACCCGCCGUUCCAGCACGCGGGAGUACAGGGGCAAAUUCGGAAAGCCACUGCGAGCACACGUCCCGGGCCGCGUUCGGUGUUCGAAUUCUGGUCACGAUGCGGGACUAAGCCUCUCCGCAAUCCCCCGACUUGCGUUGUGUGCGGGCUCAGCGGUUCUGAACCAGAAGAAGAGCAUAACUUGCCUCAUUGAUCAACACUGCUUAUGGCCUGUAUGAUCGAAUUUUUCUUUUUUUACGAGACGUAGGACCAACAGGGGGUCUGACACCUCGAAAGUUCUCCGCCAAGACGAUCAUGUCACCCCAUUUCGGCGACUGGGGGAGAAAUGGCGCCAUCAUAUUUGAAUACAAAAGUUGUAGGGAUC